UCGCGAUAGAGCGAAAACAGACUGAACAACCACGACUGAGCGCGUGAGACACAUUCACGCUCGCUUUCAGUUUCAGUCGCAUUAGUACAGCGAGCCAGGUUAAGUGUGAUGUAACGAGAGCUCUGCACGGGGAAAAGUGUCACCAAUUGUUAUUGUUAUUGUACGAAUCUUUGAGUGUUCCAUUUGAUUGAGCAGCUGUUGUUAGCAGGGCUACCGAGAGCCGGUUGCAACGAUUUACGCGGGGAGAACAUUCCGGUCAGACCGGGAAUUAUUUGUGUGGCAAGAAUAAGACGACGUCCGGCUGGUGAUGGACGGGAAUUUGCAACGGCGACGGCUCAGCUCGGUAGCGAUGUGGACCGCCACGGGACUGUGUGUUGCUCUCAUCACGCUCGUUGAAUCACAAGGAAUCCAGACUAUACCGUCGACGGCCUACGUGAAAACGCUCGCGAAAAGGGUCGACCUCCUGUGCCGCAGUGACAAACCGAUCGAUGCCUGUAGCGUUCAAAUUCCUGGCAUCAUGGGUACUCACGACAUCCGAAAUCUGCCGCACGACAUCAGCUACUACGGUGACAGUUUGCAUCGGGGUGACUGCGGGAUCGAAAUAGCAAGACUGAAAACAUCCAACGAAGGCAAAUUCUACUGCAACCUGACGAUCGGUGGUGAGCUCUUUCAGGAAACGAUCGACAUCGUGAUAGCCGUGGCCCCGAAACCAACGGAAAUCGAGUUGGGUCGAAAUACGAUCAUCCAGUAUGGUGGACUGGCGCCGAAUCAAACGCUGGCCAUCAAAUGUAUCUCCCAAGAUGCUGUACCUCAGGCAAAUUUAAGCUGGUUCCUUGAAGAUGAUCCGAUCGGUGAGGAAUUUCUUGGACCGAUUGUCACCAGCGUUACGGACGAUAAGAAGGGAAAGAAGCUGACUACGGUGACGCAGCUGCUGAACUAUCCUAUUACGGCUGCCGAUUGUGGGAAGAAGAUCGUCUGUAGGGCUGAGCACUUUGCAAUAGCCAAGAGCGGCUACUAUCGAGCGUUUCUUCCAUUGAAUAUUAGAAUUCCACCUCAGCCAAUUCCGAGUAUCUACAUCGGCGAAGGAACUCACGCCGUGGUCAACGUCACCGUGAAAUCCAACCCGCGGCCUAAAACAAGUUGGAGGGUCAACGGAAUCGUUAUCGAUGAGGGUCAAUCCGUUGGACCAUACCAGGCAUACAUUCCCAAAGAUAUGGACUACGGAAACUACCUGGUACUGCUGAAAAUCAACGAGCAAACGGAGCAGACUGAACUGUUCGAGCUGAUCGCUACCAACGAGCUGGGCACGCAAACCUACGUUAUUAAAGCUAGCAAGUUCCCAGCCACGGACGGCGACGACGACAAUGACGUCAAUAAUGAAGUGGAUCCUAAAAGUGGAGCUGUAUUCUGGCUCAUCAGCCUGUGGACAUUCUUUAGCUCUGUGAUAGUUACAUGUCUGUUGAGAGUUCCUUAAAUUACGAUAAUACCAACUAAUUUUACCACAAAUCGAUGUUGUUUUAGUACUGAAAUCGUUUUCCUUCAGUUUUUUUGAAAGGGACCGAAGGAAACCAAUUUUAGAACUGAACAACUGUCUUACAAGAACAGUAUUGCGUAGACAAACAGCAUAAUUUGAGGCUGAUGUUACGAACUUUUUUUUAAAAAAACUUUAUGCUUGAUAUGAACAUUGAUAGAGGCAGGAAACUGCAAACAAUUACAGGACAAACCAGUCUGGAUGGUCACAGCGCUCUAAUGCUGAAUUUCCUCCUUGUAGAAAGUCGAAUUUAAAGUGUAAGUGCUUAUUUAUUGAAUGAAACUGCAUUUAUUAAGUUAAACGGUAGUGUGCGAUAAUAAAAAAAACAGUGGAACAACGAAACAGCGUCAAACGUGAAAGAUUUCAACGAUUAUCGUUCAAAGGUACAAAUAAAUGGUUUGACCAAA
Topomyia yanbarensis is the source of this 1938-nucleotide messenger RNA. RefSeq names its product fasciclin-3-like. The transcript has 5 exons. The coding region runs from base 308 to 1474 and encodes 388 amino acids. The record is from RefSeq and is a predicted model, not a curated record. NCBI's taxonomy places the organism in Eukaryota, Metazoa, Arthropoda, Insecta, Diptera, Culicidae.